This is a messenger RNA of Xenopus laevis (African clawed frog), 2718 nucleotides long. RefSeq names its product macoilin 1 S homeolog (gene maco1.S). Gene Ontology annotation, cellular component: nuclear membrane; rough endoplasmic reticulum membrane. NCBI's taxonomy places the organism in Eukaryota, Metazoa, Chordata, Amphibia, Anura, Pipidae. Gene Ontology annotation, biological process: neuronal signal transduction. The record is from RefSeq and is marked provisional.
GAGGAGGGGCCUCCAUCUUUAUUUCUUUGUUUCAAACCUUCUAAACUCGAUAUUAUUUAUCUCGGUUUAUGUGUGUCGAGAUCCCGCUUUGGGCGGCCGGCCGCCAUUGAUCACGGGGAGCAGUGACAGCGACUCAUAGGCUGCGGGGGGAAGGCCUCGGUGGCAGCGGCGGGCGGAGGAGGAAGCAGGAGGCGGACACCGGGAGAAUGAAGCGGCGGAAUGCUGACUGCAGUAAACUCCGGCGGCCGUUAAAACGGAACCGAAUAACGGAAGGCAUUUACGGCAGUACGUUCCUGUAUCUAAAAUUCUUGGUUGUCUGGGCGCUAGUAUUACUGGCAGACUUCGUCCUGGAGUUCAGAUUUGAAUACCUGUGGCCAUUCUGGCUGUUCAUCAGGAGUGUAUAUGAUUCAUUCAGAUACCAAGGACUGGCAUUCUCAGUAUUUUUCGUGUGUGUAGCAUUCACUUCAGAUAUAAUAUGUCUUCUAUUUAUACCAGUACAGUGGCUGUUUUUUGCAGCCAGUACCUAUGUUUGGGUACAGUAUGUUUGGCACACAGAAAGAGGGGUAUGUUUGCCCACUGUCUCACUAUGGAUACUGUUUGUAUAUAUUGAAGCUGCAAUUAGGUUUAAAGAUCUGAAGAAUUUUCAUGUAGACCUAUGUCGUCCUUUUGCUGCACACUGUAUUGGUUAUCCUGUGGUCACACUGGGUUUCGGAUUCAAAAGUUAUGUUAGCUAUAGAAUGCGAUUAAGAAAACAGAAGGAGGUGCAGAAGGAAAAUGAGUUUUAUAUGCAGCUUCUGCAACAGGCACUGCCACCAGAGCAACAAAUGUUACAGAGGCAAGAAAGGGAAGCAGAAGAAGCUGCAAAAGGCUUAUCUGAAAUGGAUUCUACAGUACUGUUACAGCACAAUGGUGGACUUUCUUCAAAUAAAAAAAUAUCCAGCACAUUACCAGAGCUGGAAUACAAAGAAAAGGGCAAAGACAAAGAUGUAAAAAGACAGAAUUUGGGUAUUAAUAAUAACAUCUUGCAGCCCACAGACUCUAAAGUGCAAGAAAUUGAGUAUAUGGAGAACCAUAUCAACAGCAAACGAUUAAAUAAUGAUUUAGGGAGUACAGAGAACCUCUUAAAAGAGGAUCCAUGCACAGCUUCCUCUAAGAACUACAAGAAUACAACAGGGACUGCAAAUUCAUCGCCUCGUAGUCACAGUGCAUCUAAUGGGAGCAUUCCUUCCUCCUCAUCAUCUACCAAGAAUGACAAGAAGAAAUGCAGCAGUAAGAGUCCAAACACUCACAAAGACCCCACAGAGAACUGUAUUCCAAACAAUCAGCUCAGCAAGCCAGACACCUUAGUAAGGCUGGAGCAAGAUGUAAAGAAAUUAAAAGCAGAUCUGCAAGGGAGCAGACAGGUUGAACAAGAUCUCCGAAGUCAGAUUGGUUUAUUAACCAGCACAGAGCGGGGGAUUCGAACCGAAAUAGGGCAGCUGAGACAGGAAAACGAGCUGUUACAAAAUAAAUUACACAGUGCUGUUCAAAUGAAACAGAAAGACAAGCAGACGAUCAGUCAACUGGAGAAGAAGCUAAAGGCUGAACAGGAAGCCAGAGCUUUUGUAGAAAAACAGCUUCUGGAAGAAAAGAAAAGAAAAAAAAUAGAGGAGGCUACAGCAGCAAGGGCAGUUGCUUUUGCAGCAGCCAACAGAGGUGAAUGUACAGAAACAUUAAAGAAUCGAAUAAGAGAUUUGGAGAACGAAUGUAAAAAGUUAUCUAUUGACAUGAAAUUAAAAGAAGAACAGAUAAGAGAGUUUGAGAUAAAAGUACAGGAACUACGAAAGUACAAAGAAAAUGAAAAGGAAACAGAAGUUUUAAUGUCUGCACUUUCAGCAAUGCAGGAUAAAACGCAGCACUUAGAAAACAGCCUCAGUGCAGAAACCAGAAUAAAGUUAGAUUUAUUCUCUGCCCUGGGUGAUGCAAAAAGGCAGCUUGAAAUUGCUCAAGGACAAAUUCUACAGAAAGAUCAAGAAAUCAAAGACCUCAAACAGAAGAUUGCAGAAGUUAUGGCAGUGAUGCCCAGCAUUGCAUACACUGCAGGGACAAGUACCCUAAGCCCAGUCUCCCCACAUUACUCUUCCAAGUUUGUGGAGACUAGUUCAUCAGGGCUGGACCCCAAUGCAUCAGUUUACCAGCCACUCAAGAAGUGAACACUAGCUGCCACCAACUCGCCAAUUUUGCCCAACUCAAGUCGACAUGCGAAAACGACAGUUGCCAUUAAAGAUUAAUUUGAGAACUGUUUGUUGUGACUUGAACAAAGAAAGCUGGUAACAGGAUGUCAGAAAGAAAAGAAGCUCAAUUUUGUUUUUUUUGUUGUUUUUUUUCCUUCAUUUGAAAAACCUCACAGAAUUUUGCAAUUCAGUUACCUGGCCAAAAUGUGGAAGUGUUUCACUUUGAUUAAACACAAUCUUGCCCCAAAUUUUCUCUCUAAUUCUAGUCUCAUGAGAGAACAGGAGGUUCUCCUGCAGAUCUGAUCGAAUCCGCUCUCUUAAAAUUGGCAAAUUCUUGAGAAAUGUAAUGAUUUUAAGAUCAAGCCGUGAAAAAUGUAAUGAUCAUUGCAAUUGCAACUUUUUCGCCCCUCUGCAUGUUGCAUACCUUGUGUUACUUUGUAAGUACAGAAUGAAAAACCCAGACUGUGCAAACAUAUCAAAUUAAACCUGUACAUGCUUCAUUUUG